UGUCACCACAGCGAGGCUCGCGUCGCGGGAACGUUUGGACGCCAUUUUGAGAUUUACCGUCUUUGUUUUGUGAGAGAUUCACGGUGAAUCGAGAGGAAUCUGCGUCAAAAUGAAGCUCGUACGGUUUCUUAUGAAGUUGAGCCACGAGACGGUGACAAUAGAGCUGAAAAAUGGCACACAAGUCCACGGCACUAUUACAGGUGUGGACGUCAGCAUGAACACACACCUGAAGGCCGUGAAGAUGACGAUUAAGAACCGGGAACCCGUGCAGCUGGACUCUCUCAGUAUCCGUGGCAACAACAUCCGCUACUUCAUCCUCCCAGACAGCCUGCCGCUGGACACGUUACUGAUAGACGACACACCCAAGGCCAAGGCCAAGAAGAGGGAGGCGGCUUCUGGAGCUGGCAGAGGACGUGGCCGCGGACGAGGACGGGGUCGCGGUGCAGGGCGUGGCAGGGGACGGGGGCGGAGAUAGACGACUUAGCUCUGUUAGGGGUGGGAGGGGGGUAAGGAAGAACUUAGGACCUUGUGCCGCGACUUGUCAGGCAACUUUAUACCUACAGAUGGUAACCUGUGUAAGGAAAAAUCUCACCACUACCAACUUUUUCUUUCUUUUUGCAAAUUGCAAAAGCACACUGAAAAGCAGCAGAAAAUCUAUGACUAGUAUGAGAGAUUUAGAAUGACUUUUUUUUGUUUGUGUCUUGCAGAGACAUUUACUGCAUUAUUGUUGAUAAUGGUGAAUGAAAAUACAUUUGUUCAACAACUGAUUAAGCUUUUGUAAGAUUUGAAUGAAAAAAAAGAAACAUUCCUUUUUACAAAUCAGAAUAAUUAUUGUUUCUGAUAGGUGGUUGGCCAAAACCAGUCUUCAGUAGCCUGAGUUAGUAGUUUGUACAAAGAACUUUGUAUGUGUCCAAACAUGAUAGUGGUAUGAGAUUGACCAGGGUGUACAUGUAACCAUUUUAGGUUAGUAUAAUAAACUUUCUA
This is a messenger RNA of Branchiostoma belcheri (Belcher's lancelet), 984 nucleotides long. Its product is annotated as small nuclear ribonucleoprotein Sm D1. The coding region runs from base 110 to 475 and encodes 121 amino acids. The record is from RefSeq and is a predicted model, not a curated record. Gene Ontology annotation, molecular function: RNA binding. Gene Ontology annotation, cellular component: commitment complex; U12-type spliceosomal complex; precatalytic spliceosome. Gene Ontology annotation, biological process: spliceosomal snRNP assembly; RNA processing. The transcript has 4 exons. NCBI's taxonomy places the organism in Eukaryota, Metazoa, Chordata, Leptocardii, Amphioxiformes, Branchiostomatidae.